Acromyrmex echinatior (Panamanian leafcutter ant) is the source of this 1786-nucleotide messenger RNA. Its product is annotated as forkhead box protein J1-A. The record is from RefSeq and is a predicted model, not a curated record. NCBI's taxonomy places the organism in Eukaryota, Metazoa, Arthropoda, Insecta, Hymenoptera, Formicidae. Gene Ontology annotation, cellular component: nucleus. Gene Ontology annotation, biological process: regulation of transcription by RNA polymerase II. Gene Ontology annotation, molecular function: RNA polymerase II cis-regulatory region sequence-specific DNA binding; DNA-binding transcription factor activity, RNA polymerase II-specific.
GCGUGAAAUAAUUUCAGUUUUGAGUAUGGUAUCGUGAUUUUUGUAAUCUUCUUUUUUUUUUAAUGCAAAUUCCUCGCUCUGUAAAAUUGUGAUCAAUGUUGUGCCUUUCCGCGAACGAGCAUUAACGGGUGACGCAUUAUUGAUGCCGUUUGCCUCCCAAAGAGUGCGGGGAAAUAUGUGUGAAUUCCAACAAAACGCUCUCUAUAUUUAUACGUAUAUAAUAUUGUAGUACGUAAGAUAAAAUAAAAAAGAAAAGGAGAAGUUUUUACAUCAAAUGCGCGGUUGUUAUUUCUCAUGACGUCAGAAGACAUUUCCAUAAAUUAGUGAAUCAUGAGUUCCAAGUAACGCGUGAACAAUUUUGAAAGCAAUACAGUCGGAAUUUUAACUUUUCUCCAUAUUGCAUGAUACUAUCUAAAAGCCUGCGAGUGGACAGAAAAGUUCGACAACGUAUUAUCAUUGCUUCCCGAAAUCAACAAAAUCAAUCGUUCGCAUCCUCAUCGCUUAUAAUUUAGAAAAUUUAAUUACUUGAAUAAUUUAAUUACUGUUAAACUCUAUUGGAACCCUCGACGAUUCUUUAAAACGUGAGGAACGCACCUUGCAGGAAAAAUUAACGCUGCAACGAAGAACCAUUGUUUUUAACAGGCGCUUAUCGCGCUGGCAAGCUGGUGCGGGUAAUGAAAGACGAUAAAAAUGAGGAUCGAUCUAGUAGAAGUUGAAGUAUCGACGGAGGAUAGCUCGUCUACCACUGCUGCUACCACCACCGCCACCAUAAUGGAUAGCAGCAGCAUGGACAGCACUGACGACUACGAUGGAGUCGAGGCCGAGUUGACAAGUCUCUCCUGGUUGCAGUCACUGGAUAUUACUAGCGCAUCCGGUCUGCCGACGCCACCCUGUUCGCCGUCUCCGCCGCCGAUCAUCCGCCAACCCCCAAAGAAGUUGUCGCCCUUGAUCAAGGCCGAACUAGAUCUUGCGGAAAAUGCUGAGAAAUAUCGAACGGAUCCUGAUGCAAAACCGCCGUUUUCCUAUGCCACUAUCAUUUGCCUUGCGAUGCGCGCCAAUAAUAACAAGGUCUCUCUUUCAAACAUCUACGCAUGGAUCCGAGAAAAUUUCUUGUUUUACAAAUACGCCGAUCCAGCCUGGCAGAACUCAAUUCGGCACAAUCUCUCGUUGAACAAGUGCUUCUUGAAGUUGCCACGUUCCAAAGACGAGCCGGGCAAGGGUGGCUUCUGGAAGUUGGAUCUCGAAAGAAUGGAGGAAGGCAAACGAUCCAGGCGCCGUUCCGCUAUCUCACAGCGAACUCGGAGCACGAAGAGGCAAUCUCCUUCUAUGACGACAACUACGACAACGACGACGACAACGACGACAACAACGGCAGCGACAGCGAUGACGCUCAAUGUUCUUCAAACCAGUAGCAGCUGCACGCCGCCCACCAGCUGUUUGUCAAAUACCCUGUAUGAGACCCCGCCUAGUAGCGUGUCACCCCCCAUAACGGACAAUCUGUCGGAGGUACCGGAGUCGACGCAGGUGAGCUUGAGCGAGGACGACUUCACGAGUUUGUUGAUUGCCGGUUGGGACGAAAAUAAUCAACUGGAGCUUCUCGAUCUGUUGGACACCCUCUAAACCUCUCGGCUCUCAAUGCCCUUUUCCCUUCCUUUUCUCCCUCUCGCAAAUAUCUCUCAGGAAUCAUCGGUUCUUCGUAUAAAACGGAAGCGUUCUCUCUGCAUGCAUCCCUCCUCGACUCCUCGUUUCAUACGAUGAUGAAUGUCAUGAAUAAUAGCAUUUUCUA